GAGGGACAGAUCAUGGAGCAAGAGAUGACCAAGGAGGGCUGGAUUGAGAGAAUGGUCAAAAUAGUUAAAGGAACUGAUGGGAAAGGGAAAGAUUCAGGGCUGAAUGACUAGACAAAGCCAUCACUUCAUCCAGAUCUUCUUCGAUUUGCUCUUCUUGAUAGUUGAAUUAGCUGUAACUGUGUAGGAAUAGAGGUGUUCCUCAGGUUUUAUUUAUACUUUUGUUUUUUCUAAAAAGGAUUUUUAUUGCUCUACUAAAUAGAUGUUAAACUAGACCACAAGGAGGAGAUCGUUGGAAACUCAAACAAACUGGUUCGUUGGAGAAGACGUGGUUUCAGAAGCAUAAAAAUGGGAGGAUGAAACCAGGACGCUCCCUAAGAAUCCGAUUAAGAACUAGCCUACAAUGACGACAAGUGCGCCUACUGUUUUGUUUGAAACAGAGAAGGGGGCAGAUGCCCAGCUUUCCUCCUCACACAACUCUUCAGUUUCUGCCUCCUGCAAUAUUGACGAGUCCUACAAGUACAUCUUCCUGCCCAUUUGCUACUCCUUUACAUUUGUCUUCAGUAUAACCCUUAACUUUGUGGUUCUCUACCGUUCCUUUCGACACACCAGGCACUGGAACGCGUCCCUGAUUUACAUGGUGAACCUAGCCACAACAGACUUCAUGUAUGGUUUAUCCCUGCCCUUUUUGGUGGCCAGUUAUGUCAUGCGGGACGACUGGGUGUUUGGAGACUUCAUGUGCCGUCUAGUGCGUUUCCUCUUCUACUUCAACCUCUACUGCAGCAUCUUCUUCCUUACUUGCAUCUCAGUGCACCGCUACCUGGGCAUCUGCCACCCCAUGAAGACCAUCACCUUGGAGACCAAACGAGCAGUAAAGGGGACUUGCGUUCUAGUGUGGAUUGCCGUUUUCGCACUAACAUGCCCAAUUUUCCGUUUUGCAAAGACACAGAAUCUUCCACGCGAAGGUAAGGGCUCGAGGGAGAUGUUCAUUAAUUGCUGGGAUGAUGCAAUUGAUAAAGAGUUCCAUGAUUACAUCCCUUACGGGGUCACGCUUCAUUUCUUGGGCUUUUUUGUGCCGUUCAGCAUCAUUGCCUGGUGCUACUCGCGUGUAGUGUUAACAAUAUUUCGGACGCUGCACUCUCAACCUCCUCCACAAAGAAUCAGAAGUGGGACGGGCUGUGAAAGCGUCGCAGGAAUUGGGGGAGAGGGCAUGUCAAUCAUCUUGGGGGCUCAAUCGCCUUAUGUCAACAGACGGCGCAAGUCCAUCAAGACCAUAAUUACCAUCACUCUCCUCUUUGCCCUUUGCUUCUUCCCCUUCCAUGUCACUCGCACUAUUUUCCUACUGCUGAAAGUGACGAGUAGGGUGCAGUGCCACACCAUGCGCAUGGUUUCCAUCUGUUAUAAAAUCACUCGGCCGCUGGCCUCUUUCAACGCCUGGCUGAAUGCACUGCUUUACUUUCUUACUAAAGAGAAAAACGGGCCCUGUUGUCAAAAACCUGAACAUGCCCAGCAUGGCCUGCUAUGGCCACUUAGAAUGCUGGGAAAAGGAGAGGAAGAAGAGAAUGAAUUUGAAGAGAUAAGGAACCACAAGGACAACGGUCCAACAGAUAAAAACAAUACACACAGAGGUCUGCCUUAAGUUAUGAACAUGUAAACAUGUGACAGUGUAGGACAUCAACAAGUGAACCUGGUGGACCUGCCUUCAUAUGGGAUUUAUUUGAAACAAACAGAUGUUUUAGUUAUAUUCUCUGUAUUUGUAUGACUCUGUGUGUUCACAUUAAAGUUGAAUAUUGAUUUAAUGUAUAUUAAUUGCAAACACACACAUAUAGAAUAAUAAGUUAAUUUAUAAGGUGUCUUAUGUCUGCAGUUGUUGGCAGACCUCAGGGUGGACACAUUUUGUGCAGGAUCUAUGUUUAGCGCUGUCAUGGAUUAAUAUGUCAUGUUGUGAAUAAUUAAACUGUUCUAAUAAACAUUUUCUGAACCUGUUUAAAUGAAAAACAAAUUAUGACUGUGAUCUUUUGAAGCCACUAUACAUUAAUUAAGCACUAUUCCAGAUUGGUGUGUCUUUGUGUAAGUACAGAAUCUAAUUUUGUUGUAGAAUAAACUUCUUAAGGGUCAAAGUGUCAGUAAAGAUAUAUUGUUUACAUUAUAUUUCUUUACAAGUAUGAGGUAAAGG
Molecule: messenger RNA, 2173 nt
Organism: Cyprinus carpio (common carp)
Lineage: Eukaryota; Metazoa; Chordata; Actinopteri; Cypriniformes; Cyprinidae
Product: P2Y purinoceptor 3-like
Biological process (GO): G protein-coupled receptor signaling pathway
Cellular component (GO): membrane
Molecular function (GO): oxysterol binding; G protein-coupled receptor activity
Source: RefSeq, a predicted model, not a curated record